This is a messenger RNA of Hippocampus zosterae (dwarf seahorse), 2212 nucleotides long. It is a transcript of the gene hnrpkl, whose product is annotated as heterogeneous nuclear ribonucleoprotein K, like. Gene Ontology annotation, cellular component: nucleus; cytoplasm. Gene Ontology annotation, molecular function: mRNA binding. The record is from RefSeq and is a predicted model, not a curated record. Lineage: Eukaryota; Metazoa; Chordata; Actinopteri; Syngnathiformes; Syngnathidae. Gene Ontology annotation, biological process: regulation of mRNA splicing, via spliceosome; regulation of transcription by RNA polymerase II. Bases 170 to 1444 code for a protein of 424 amino acids. The transcript has 16 exons.
GGGCGGUAAUGCGCUCGGAGCUGUGCGUCCCCGCCCGUCGGCGCUGCCAUUUACUUUCGCUACAAGCAAACCCCCGUUUCACCUCGCCUCCAUGCUCUAAAAUCUUGCAUUCGUUCCAAGGCAACAGAAUAGCGUGGCGGACGGCGAUUAGUCGCAAGUUUAAAAGACAAUGGAGGUGCAAAUUGAACAGCAGGAUGAAGAUCUCACAUUUGGCACCACGGAUACCAAUGGCAAGCGUCCAGCAGAGGACAUGGAUGAAGAGCACGCCUUCAAGCGCUCGCGCAACGCCGACGAGAUGUUAGAGCUGCGUGUGCUGCUCCAGAGCAAAAACGCCGGCGCCGUUAUCGGAAAGGGUGGCAAGAACAUAAAAGCGCUUCGCACCGAUUACAAUGCCAGUGUAUCAGUCCCAGACAGCAGUGGCCCAGAGCGGAUCCUGAGCGUCAGCGCCAACAUCGACACCAUCGGAGACAUUCUGCUGAAGAUCAUACCCACCUUAGAGGAGUACCAGCAUUACAGCGGCAUCGACUUUGACUGCGAGCUCCGCCUGUUGAUCCAUCAGAGCUUGGCGGGCGGCAUCAUCGGCGUGAAAGGCAGCAAGAUUAAGGAGCUCCGAGAGAAUACCCUGACGACCAUCAAGCUGUUCCAAGACUGUUGUCCGCAUUCUACCGACAGAGUUGUCUCUGUGGGCGGGAAGCCGGAGCGAGUCGUCGAAUGCAUCAAAGUCAUCCUUGAGCUGGUCGCUGAGGCGCCAAUCAAAGGCCGUUCCCAGCCUUACGACCCCAACUUCUAUGACGAAACGUACGACUACGGCGGCUUCACCGUCAUGUUUGAGGAGCGUGGGCGGCGGCCCGGCGGCAGCUUCCCUGUCCGGGUGCGAGGAGGCUUCGACCGCCUGCCACCCGCACGCAGCAGCCGCCCGCCACUUCCCUCUCGCCGGGAUUACGACGACCUGAGCCCCCGCCGUGGCCCGCCACCGCCGCUGAGCCGGGGACGCGUGGGCAGCCGUGCGCGCAACCUGCCGCUCCCACCGCCGCUGCCGCGAGGAAGUGAUAGAUUCUCCCACGGCAGUUAUCAUGACGACAGACCAAGUGACCGAAGAAGUCGCGGAGGAGAGCGCUACGACAGCAUGAGUGGAGGCGGCUAUGACAACAAUUCCUGGGAUCACUUUCAUUCUGGUGGCAGAGGCUCGUAUAGCGACAUCGGAGGGCCCGUCAUCACAACACAGGUCACCAUCCCCAAAGACCUCGCUGGCUCCAUCAUUGGCAAGGGAGGUCAAAGGAUCAAGCAGAUCCGCCAUGAGUCCGGGGCGUCCAUCAAGAUUGACGAGCCCCUUGAGGGCUCGGAGGACCGCAUUAUUACCAUCAUUGGAACGCAAGACCAGAUCCAGAACGCCCAGUACCUACUGCAGAACAGCGUGAAGCAGUAUUCCGGUCGAUUCUUCUAAAACGGAGACGAGCGAAGCCAUGCCCUUUGUGUACUGUUUGCUCCAGUGCCGACAUUCCUCUGUCGUGGAUGGAUCAAAUUCUAUCGUAUCCAAAAAAGCUACUGGAACCCCCCGCCCCCCCCACACACAAAAAAAAACAAUCCCAAAUGUAUUUCUGUGCCAGUGUUGAUUAUUUUCAAGGACAUGAUGUCAUUAAAUAAUUUUUGGUGUUUGGAUUGCCGUGGAGCAUGCAGGUUUUUUGUUGUUUGUUUUUAAAUGAAGUUUCACACGCUCAUAUUUUCUGUCCAACGGAAUGAACAGCAUUUAGCUUAGCAUCAUUGACAGAGCUGCCGAGCAUCUUCUAUUUGUUGCCAACUUCAAAGCUGAAAUGGUGAACUGUGAAUGUUUUCUUCAGAGGCUUGCAGUUGUCCGUGUCUUCAGCUCACAGUUUAAUGUACACGUCUUAACAUAACACUAAAAAGAUGUCACACAAUUGCUUUGAAGUUUGAUGAAUGUUUGAUACUUUUAAAGAGAUUUCUACAUUUCUUCUUUUCAAAGAAGGCGAGACGCUGUAUAAAUUGUGUAUAUAAUAUCUGUUUUUUCCUCUCUCGCCAAAUGAAUGCUUUGAUAUGUCGUUCUUUUGUUUAUUUUUAAGUGUUCAUUGUGGUUUUGCAUUAUUCAUUUUGGUGGUUUAUAGCCAUUUGUAAAUCAUUCAGAAUUGUCACGCUUUCUGUGUAUCUGUGAUUGGUAUCUCGCAGGUAAUUGCCAAAUAAAGUUGUUUUUUUUCCA